UAAGCAAAUCCAUAAUGGCCUGUCAAUAAAGCCACCAAACUUCCAUUUUUUGCUCUCUCUUCCUCUUUUUUCCUAUACCAAAAAGCACUGAACUUCACAUUUCCCUCAUUCUCAAAGCAAUGUCUUUCCACGUUUUCUUCUUCUUUACUUUAUUACUUUUCUUGAACAAUCCACCAAAAUUACCCGCCCUUCCACUUUUACCCGAACCCGACCCGGCUGAACUCCAGUCUCAAACAUUCUUACCUUCCCCUGCACCACCAGCCACAAUUCCAGCUUUCCCGGAACAGUCAAAUGUCGCAGGCUGUCCUUUAGAUCUGCCUGAAGACCUCUACCACAACGUUAAAUCAGCUUGUGGGUCCCACAGUUAUUCGGAUCAAGCACAUAAGACCCGUUGUUGCCCCGUUUUAGCUGCCUGGCUCUUCUCAGCUUAUUCUAAAUCGGCACUUCACAGAGCCGUUACGAAAGUUCCACAAUCGAGUUCAGUUGAUAUGCCGGUGCUACCUGAUGAUUCGGAGACGUGUGUGGAUUCACUUGAAAAGGCAUUGGGAAACAGAGGGAUUGAAUUGGUGAAACCAAAUGAGACUUGUGAUGUAGUUUAUUGUUAUUGUGGAAUUAGGCUGCAUCCAUUGAGUUGUCCAGAAGCGUUUUCUGUGGAUUCACAAGGGGAAUUGGUAGGUGAUAAAAGUGUGAAGAAAUUGGAAAGAGAUUGUUUGAGUAAUAAUGGGUAUACUGGUCUUGCUGGUUGUUCCAAAUGCUUGAACAGUCUUUAUCUGCUUAGUGAGGGUAGAGUCGGAAACAAGAGCAGGUCAGAGGACAGAACUAGGAAAAUGCGCAGCAGAGAUUGCCAAUUAAUGGGUCUAACGUGGCUUCUCAACAAAAAUAGAUCGGGUUAUAUUCAUACCGUUUCUGCUGUUUUGAGGGCUCUAAUGUUGACCGAAGGCAGUUCAGAUCCGCAGUCUUGUACACUUAGCAGCGAUGGGAUGCCACUUGCUGUAGACUCGUCGGAGAUCAACGAUGAAUCUUCUGCAUUUGCUAUUCAGGCAUCACUUUAUCGGUUUAUCCAACCUUUAGUUUUAGUGUACAUAAACUUUGGUGCGUUGCUCUUCAAAUAUUAGUUAAUAGCCGGUACUUGAUCCUUGUACUAAAAAAUGUAGUUCUUGUUCAAAUGUCACGUAGGGCAAGUUCGGCCCUCUGUAUUCGUUCAUUCAGGUUAGUGAAAUUGUAAUUUUUGUGGUUGUGUAACGAUUGUUCAGCAAAUGAAUGAAGCUAUGGCUGUUCCUUGAUAA
Messenger RNA from Lycium barbarum (goji berry), 1286 nucleotides. RefSeq lists its product as uncharacterized. Lineage: Eukaryota; Viridiplantae; Streptophyta; Magnoliopsida; Solanales; Solanaceae. The transcript is spliced from 3 exons. The record is from RefSeq and is a predicted model, not a curated record. Bases 120 to 1115 code for a protein of 331 amino acids.